This is a messenger RNA of Peniophora sp. CBMAI 1063, 1413 nucleotides long. The record is from the annotation of a GenBank genome assembly. Lineage: Eukaryota; Fungi; Basidiomycota; Agaricomycetes; Russulales; Peniophoraceae.
AUGGACUUCUGGAGCUCUCCGAUCAACCCUACGGAGGUUGCUGGUACACCGGCCGAGGCGCCGGUUCAGCAGCAGAGCUUGAACGAUGAGGUUACCGAAGUGAUGGGCUCGUUGAAUAAGUUCUGGGGAGGGUUCAGGCGGCAGAGCCAAGCUGCAUUCGAGAUUGCUCGCAAGGAUCUAGGACAAUACGCUACACAAGCCCAACAACAAGCAGCGCAGAUCGCUUCCCAGGCCCAGACCCAAGCCCAACAACUCGCCGCACAAGCGCAGGAACAAGCCGCAAACAUCGCCACCCAAGCCCAGCACGAGCUCAAUCGAUCACUAGGCUCGCCCACGACCGAAACACCACCAGAAGGCGCAGCCGACUCGACCGCGUCCUCGUCGUCCACUCUCCCCGCCGAACCGAUAUCUCCAUCUUCCACGAACUUGUUCUCUCGUCUCCAGGCUUCGCUUCCGCCACACCUAGUGCAGACUUUGCAGUCUAACCUGCCCGAGAGUAUUCGGCACGCGCCCGAACAGCUCAACCUCACCCAGCUCCGCAGCACUCUCCAACAAGUUCGCAUCACGGACGCAACAUCCCGCGGCGAAGAACUCCUUCACCGCGCCGGCGACUUUCUGACAAAUGCCGUACGCGUUGUGCCGCCUUCGCCAGACGACAAUGCGCCAUCCGCCACAGCACAGGGCAAAGCGCGCGAGGCGGCCAUCGGCACGCGCAAGGAUGCGUUGAUGCGCGCGUUGAGGACCAAUCCUGCGAUCUUAAAGGUCGACCCGUGCGCGGAGAAGAACUCAGAGGCGCUGUUCAGAUCUUGGGAGGAGAAGCAGGUCACGAGCGCUGAAGGCGGUAUCUUGGGUGCGGAGUGGAAUGAUAGGCGCGCGGCAGAGUUGAAGGAUGCCGGCGAGGAUCUGCUCGGGACGCGAGAUGCACUGGUGCCGGGAGAUAUGAACGAGGAAACAUUCUGGACACGGUACUUUUUCCGCGCGUACCAGAUCGCGCAGGACGAAGAACGGCGGAAAGCACUGCUCGCCGGAUCGGCCGCGAAUGAUGAGGACUUCAGCUGGGAAGAUGAAGAGGACUCGUCUUCCGCCCCAUCUUCUCCCACCGACACACUCCGCGAUCGGGCCGCAUCUGUGACGAACGAGCAGAAGGCUGCGGCAGCGGCGGCGGCGACGCCCGUGGCGAAGAGCGCUCAGUUAACUGCUUCGGCGUCUACGAGUCCGCCGCAGAGUGAGGCGAGUUAUGAUAUUGUUUCGGGGCAUGUUAGUACUGCGAGUGAGGGCGCUGCACCAGUUGCGAAGGCGCCUGCGAAGGCGAAGGCAGAUGCUGGGAAGGCUGAGUCUGAUGAAGAGGACGAGGACGAUGAUGACGAGGAGGAUGACGAGGAAGAAGAGAGCGAGGAGAGUGAUUGGGAGUGA